Rhinolophus ferrumequinum (greater horseshoe bat) is the source of this 969-nucleotide messenger RNA. It is a transcript of the gene CIB1, whose product is annotated as calcium and integrin binding 1. The transcript is spliced from 7 exons. Gene Ontology annotation, molecular function: calcium ion binding. The record is from RefSeq and is a predicted model, not a curated record. NCBI's taxonomy places the organism in Eukaryota, Metazoa, Chordata, Mammalia, Chiroptera, Rhinolophidae. Bases 158 to 733 code for a protein of 191 amino acids.
GGAUCUCCUGGGCGCGUUAAGGAGGGGGCGGGCCCGGGGACGCGGGCCCCAGGGGCGGUUGCCGCGGGGACGGGGUGGGGACGCGGCCCGAGGGCGGAAGUGAGAAAGUUGCCGGCGUCCCGAGACGAGUCGGCGGAGCUGUGCGCGCGGCUCGGCGAUGGGGGGCUCGGGCAGCCGCCUGUCCAAGGAGCUGCUGGCCGAGUACCAGGACUUGACGUUCCUGACCAAGCAGGAGAUCCUCCUAGCCCACAGGCGGUUCUGUGAGCUGCUUCCGCCGGAGCACCGGAAGACGGAGGACUCACUGCAGGCACGAGUGUCCCUGGAGCAGAUCCUCAGCCUCCCAGAGCUCAAGGCCAACCCCUUCAAGGAGCGAAUCUGCAAGGUCUUCUCAACCUCCCCAAACAGAGACAGCCUGAGCUUCGAGGACUUCCUGGACCUCCUCAGUGUGUUCAGUGACACAGCGACGCCAGACAUCAAGUCCCACUACGCCUUCCGCAUCUUCGAUUUCGAUGACGAUGGAACCUUGAACAGAGAAGACCUGAGCCGGCUCGUGAACUGCCUCACAGGAGAGGGCGAGGACACGCGGCUCAGUACUUCAGAGAUGAAGCAGCUCAUUGACAACAUCCUGGAAGAGUCCGACAUUGACAGGGAUGGGACCAUCAACCUCUCCGAGUUCCAGCACGUCAUCUCCCGUUCACCGGACUUCGCCAGCUCCUUCAAGAUUGUCCUGUGACGGGAGCCACAGCGUGUGUCCCAGAACCUUUCCAAAGAACCUUUCCACUGCUGAGCUGUGGCCAAGGUUACGCCCGUGUGCCAGAGCCGCCAGGCCGGCCCAGUCGAGCUGGCAAUGCGCAGUUUGUCCUGGGUGGGGGAGGGCUCUCCAUGUCAGGGCGUCUCCCCUUCUCACUGCCAUCGUCAUUUGCUCUGUUUCUACUAAUCAGUAAUAAAGGUUUAGCGGUUUUGACCCUG